Agrilus planipennis (emerald ash borer) is the source of this 1124-nucleotide messenger RNA. RefSeq names its product MARVEL domain-containing protein 1. Gene Ontology annotation, cellular component: membrane. The record is from RefSeq and is a predicted model, not a curated record. The transcript has 4 exons. The coding region runs from base 365 to 880 and encodes 171 amino acids. NCBI's taxonomy places the organism in Eukaryota, Metazoa, Arthropoda, Insecta, Coleoptera, Buprestidae.
UGACCGCCGUUCAUCGUCUCAUGUACACUCUGUACAGUAUGUACAAAUAAUACUAUAAAAUCCAAACAGCAAUAAUAGGCAGCAGGUACUACGUACCAGUUAGGUACUCGUCGGUGUAUAUGGCGUAUAUUAUUGGUGGGUUAGGUACUACCGUACUACUGCCGCUUGUUACCGCUAGAACUCGAACUGUAGCGUCGUUGUUCCGCCGUAUGGAACGGAGAAAAUUGUGUAUUAGUUCGAGCGGCAUCGUUCGUCAGAGUAUGGUGUUGUUGACAGGUGUUAUCACUAUCGAGAAGAAGUAGUAUUUUUUUUAAUCGUUUUCGGUUUUUGAUAUUCGAUCGGAGAAAAAACUUUGUAGACGCUCAUGAUGACGGAAACGGUGGUUAAUGUGCAACAGGCACCGAACAACAAUGCAGCAAAUAACAAAACCAGUGAUAACCAAGGAUUGUCUUGGAUAAAAAUUAAUCUCGAUUACUUCAAGAGCCCACCAGGAAUUAUCAAAAUCGUAGAAUUGAUUUUGGGAAUUCUUUGUAUGACCUUAGCGUCACCAGCAUAUCUGUCGGGAACCCACUUUUUCCUGUUUGUAGCAACAGUGAGUUUUAUUGGUACCCUUAUAUGGAUUUUUGUAUAUCUACUUGGUGUUAGGGAGGCUUUAAAUCUGCCAAUUAACUGGCUGCUUACGGAACUUCUAAACACUUGUAUAUGUACAGUGAUGUACCUGAUUGCAUUCAUUGUUCAACUUUCGGUAUGGGCAGGACCUUACAUACACUUCAGAGGGGUCAAUUUGGCUGCAGGUGUGUUUGGACUAUUUAACACACUUGCUUAUGGUUUCGGAACGUACCUGCUGUACUCGGAAUGGAAGAGUAACCAAAACAAUUAAUUAAUAAAAGCAUUUUUCGUUAAUAAGUAACGGUAAAGUGUAUAUUUACGUAUUUAUUAUUUUAAUAAUACAACUCGUGUACAAAAAGAAAGCACGUAUAAUUUUAUACCACUGAUACUUAAGAGAAUUCAAAUUCACAAAGAAAAUACGCAAUCGUAUGUGUAAAUACUAUAAAAAGUCGAAACUGCCCAAUACUACUUUAUUAUUACGAUUAUGCAUCAAUAAAUGAAUAAGUAAAAAUCUA